This is a messenger RNA of Zerene cesonia (dogface butterfly), 1005 nucleotides long. RefSeq lists its product as uncharacterized. Gene Ontology annotation, cellular component: mitochondrion. The record is from RefSeq and is a predicted model, not a curated record. The transcript has 3 exons. The coding region runs from base 129 to 884 and encodes 251 amino acids. NCBI's taxonomy places the organism in Eukaryota, Metazoa, Arthropoda, Insecta, Lepidoptera, Pieridae.
AUGUCAUAAUUAUUCCGAAUAUACAAAAAUAUUUUCCUAUUUGAUAUAACACCAUUACACCAUAAUUUCAUAUAAACAAAAUGCGUAGACGGUAACGCUAUUAACUUUUUUAUGUCAACUUUAUCAAAAUGGCUCUGUCAUUAAGAGUUUUAUGUAGAAAUCAUCAUUAUCUACAAAACAUAACCAAACCGGUAAAAUGGAAUAUCAUAAAACAUGUUCCGUUGAGAACAUUAGCUUGCAGUGUUUUUAGUCAACACAGUGUUGUGCAAAGGCCUGGUUUAGUGGAAAGAGAUUUGAAAAUACUAUGGCAACCAUUAAGAACAUGCUCAACACAGAGUAACAAAGAUGACGCAAAACCACCAGUAUCUCAAACAGAAAAAAGACCUGGCCUUAUACAACGAUUCAAGCAAAUGUAUAGAGAUUAUUGGUACGUCUUAGUACCCGUGCAUAUGGCCACAUCUGCAGUGUGGCUUGGUGGAUUUUACUAUGCUGUUAGAAGUGGUGUUGAUGUUAUUAGCUUGCUUGAAUCAUUGGGAAUCAGUGAAAAGCUUAUGGAACCAUUAAAGAAAUCAGAGGCUGGUUAUGUUGCUUUAACUUUCGCACUCUAUAAGGCUGCCACACCUCUCAGAUAUGCUGUAACUCUAGGUGGCACAACCUAUGCUAUAAAUAAACUAACGGCUAUAGGGUGGAUAAAACCAGUUCCAUCACGUGAGCGCAUCAAGGAGAUGUUGCAGGAAAGAAAAGAUAAUAUACAAGACAGAUUCAAUGAGAGCAAGCAACAUUAUCAAACACAAAUUAAAGAGAAACAAACACAGGUUAUUGACGAAAUGAGAAGAUAUAAAACUGAAAUGCGUAAUGUGAAAAAUAAAAUUAAGAAAAUGUAGCAAGUUUUUAUUUAAAAAUGAUUGUUUAUAGAAACCAUCUUCCAAUCAUAUGAGUGGCCUGGCCAAAAGUGUGUAAAUGAUUAGAGUAUUUAUUUAUAUUGAAAUAAAUUUAUAACAAUUA